Messenger RNA from Leptosia nina, 384 nucleotides. NCBI's taxonomy places the organism in Eukaryota, Metazoa, Arthropoda, Insecta, Lepidoptera, Pieridae. The record is from the annotation of a GenBank genome assembly.
AUGUCUAGAGAAGUCGGUUUCAAUAACGAUGAUUCUCCUAACAAAACAAAUACGCACCUACAGCUUCCAAGCCCAAUUAUAACUAGACGAAAUAGAACUGCUUCUACAUCGGAAAGGGCGUUAGGUAAUCCCGUCGAGACUGGCAAAAUUAAGUCGUUUUGUAGAGAAAAAGGUCAUGGCUUUGUGACCCCAGUGCGCGGUGGUGAAGAUCUUUUUGUACAUAUCUCAGAUAUUGAAGGUGAAUAUGUGCCCCUGCCCGGAGAUGAAGUAAUGUACCGAUUGUGUCCUAUACCACCCAAGUUUGAGAAGAACCAAGCCGUCCAUGUCCGAAUUGUCCAUCUGACACCGGAAAAGCAUUUAAAAUGGGAUGAACCUAUGCCAUAA